AUUGUCUCAUCACCAUUAAUUUAGGCUCUCUGCCCCUUAAAGUUCUCAUCUGUUCUCUGGAUGAAGUGUUGUCAGUUUACGCUCAUAUAGCUAAUUCUUUAUGAGAGCGCUGUCCUCGGCUUUCCUUUGCUUUUUGACUGGCAAAAUUUUACUUUGAGGUCUAGUUCACAGCCUUCUGUCCCUCAGCAGAUUUAGUCCCUGUCUUUUGUGUCUAUCGUAUUUUGAACUUGCCUCCAUUACUGCACUCAUCACAUGGUGCUGAAGUUGGCUGCGGCCUUGACUGUCAUUCCCCAGGGAUUAAAGACCAAGAAUGGAGGAGGCCAAGGAUCCCUACAUUCAGAAUAAUGGAAAGAAGUUGAAUUAACCCAUAAACAUCAUCAGCUUUCCCCAGCAUUAUAGAUUCACUUGCCAUUUUGUUUGGCAUCACACUUCCUCUUGGUUAUUUUGGCAUCAAGUAUAAAAGUGUUGGAAUUUUUGACGCAUUUGUGGAAAGACUCAGAAGUUUAAUUUUCUCUGAUUAUGAAAAAAAAAGAUCACUGAAUAUUUAUGAGGUAGGGUGGAUUACUAAAAUUUAGAAUACUUUUCAUUAAGUCUUAUUUUGAUGGUUGUGUGCUUCCCAUCACCCUCUUAACCUGGACUUGCCAACUAAAAAAUGAAUGACCAAAUGAAUGAAUGAAUGAAUAAGGGGGAUGGUUAUUGGCUUUAUAAAAGGAUUCUUCUCAACAUAUUUCCUUCUAAACAGUGUUCCCCUAAGACACUCAAGUGAUGGUUUGUGGAUCGUUACCACUUGGGAGAAUGGAAACGCAGGAUCCACUAGCAAGUAAUGAUGUAUUAGCAAUGAAGAGGAAGCACUCUGAAAUGGUCUUUAAAUCAAUGGCUCUUCAGAAAGUCACAUGCUGAUUUCCCGGUUCAUGCGGAGGAAUCCCUUUGGUGUGGACAUCUGCUGCCGAAAGCGGUCCCGAAGCCCCUUGCAGGAACUCUACAACCCGAUCCAGCUGGAGCUCUCCAACACCGCCAUUUUGCACCAGAUGAGGCGGGACCAGGUCACAGACAUUUGCCGAGCUAACAGCGCCAUGAGCCGCAAGCGACGGGUCCUGACCCCCAACGACCUGAAGCAUUUGGUGGUGGAUGAGGACCACGAGCUCAUCUACUGCUACGUGCCCAAGGUGGCAUGCACCAACUGGAAGAGGCUCAUGAUGGUCCUCACGGGGCGGGGGAAGUACAGUGACCCCAUGGAGAUCCCAGCCAACGAGGCCCACGUCUCCGCCAACCUGAAGACCCUGAACCAGUACAGCAUCCCAGAGAUCAACCACCGCUUGAAAAGCUACAUGAAGUUCCUGUUUGUCCGUGAGCCCUUCGAGAGGCUGGUGUCGGCCUACCGCAACAAGUUCACCCAGAAGUACAACACCUCCUUCCAUAAGCGAUACGGCACCAAGAUCAUUAAGCGCCAGCGGAAGAACGCCACCCAGGAGGCUCUUCGCAAAGGGGACGACGUCAAGUUUGAGGAGUUUGUGGCCUAUCUCAUCGACCCACACACCCAAAGGGAGGAGCCAUUCAACGAACACUGGCAAACCGUCUACUCUCUCUGCCACCCUUGCCACAUCCAUUACGACCUCGUGGGCAAGUAUGAGACGCUGGAAGAGGAUUCUAAUUAUGUCCUGCAGCUGGCAGGAGUGGGCGGCUACCUGAAGUUCCCCACCUAUGCAAAAUCUACGAGAACUACUGAUGAAAUGACCACAGAAUUCUUCCAGAACAUCAGCUCAGAGCACCAAACGCAGCUGUACGAAGUCUACAAACUCGAUUUUUUAAUGUUCAAUUACUCAGUGCCAAGUUACCUGAAAUUGGAAUAAAGGGGAUGGGGAGAGGGAGAGAAUCAUGCCUUUUAAUUUAAGAUUUUUAUUUGUCAAAAGAAAUAUAUGGAUAUUGGGUUAUUUUGUAAAUUAAUAUUUCUUUGGGGAUGAUGCUGCGAGCAGCAUGGUGAGAAUUAUUUAAAAUCCUUAGUAGGGAAGGACAGCUGUCUUUACAGGGGAAUUGAACGGGUGUCCUUAUUUUUAGAAGUAAAUACUACAACACUGUCUCAAAGGUUUCCUUGUGUUCUGGUGAAUUCCAUGAAUUGUGCAUUCCAUAAAUUCUAAUUAAUAUUAUUUAUAGUUAUUUAAACAUGGUCUCUGUAUAGAUUUUUUUAUUUCGUGGCAGCAAAAUCUUAAUGUCUUUGCAGAAGAGAUCUAUGUUUUGUACUUUGCUUGCUACAGCUCAUUUGGGGGCACGAACGUUCCCCUUACUAACCUCUUACGGAGCGUUGUGUGAUAAUGACCAUUGUGAUAUGUAUUGAUGCCACCGUUUUGGAUUUUCCGAUAGAAAUAAAUAGGUUGCUCUUGUGCUUAGAAAGAGACAGCUUUGCAAGGGAUUAAUUCAAAACCAAUUUCAAUCGACCCAAAAGUCCCUUGCACUAAAGAAAUGUGAUUUUUUUUUUUAAACCCAAAGAGAGCUGAUGAUACCAUUUCUUCUUUCACCAGAAUUAGCGGUCUGAUAGAAUAUGCUUUUCCACAGAAAUUUUUAACUGGCAGUGCCAGUUGUGAUGAAGGUGAAGUGGCUGUUGCUUUGUAUUCAGCAAAUAUUUAUUGAGCACCUACUCUGUGCUAGGCCCAAUUCUGGGCACUGGGGAUACAGCAUUGGACAAAACCCAUAGUCUCUGCCCUCAGAAGCUUUACAUGGACACAGAGCAUCCAACUCAACAAUUAAUAAACACUUGACAUGGAUUUAACAUGAGGUUUGGAUUAUCCAUGAAUAACCCUAGAAGGUCCAUGAACCCUAAAAAUUUGCUUUUUUUUUUUUUGGCACAAAUUUGAAAACCACAUGCUUGGAGCAGGCCACUUAAUUUGGUGAGUGAUCCAAGCUCAUUGCCCAAGACAAGAGAUGGCAAAAAAUUUUCCUAUCAUGUGCCUGCUUCAAUUCAUUGGGAGUGUCUGCCUUCAAGUCCCAGAAAGGAUUUGCCAGGCACAGGCAUGGAAGAGCGCUGGGAUUGAUUAGCGAUGUCUGCCUUGGGAGAAGGAAGGGGAACAGGAACAUUUGCAAGUGCUUCCCGCUGUCAUCUCCAGCCCAGUAUCCACAUCCCCAUAUCCACAUCCCCAUGUAGAAGUGUUGUUUUAUAUCCUUGCCACAUAAAAGAGAGAAAUGGUGAGGCAGUACUCAUAAAUGUGGGAAUUUGCAAUGAUCUGGCAUAUAUCCCUUAUGAAGGUCAAAGAUGGGCUAUUUGUGCACAUGUGCACAUACACACCCUCCCACGUUCUCCAAAGAAUAAGAGACCAACCACACUGCAUCAGCAGCAAGGACAACUUUCUAUGCACCUAUUCCUCCUGAAGGCUGGAUGCUUUCAAUUUCCUGUUCCUUGCUAAUUACCAUCUACACACACUUCUCAUUUCCAGCCACUUCCCAUGACUCUCGGUUGAAGUUUGAGCCACAUCCCUCUUAUGGCUAGUGAAUGCGUUGGUAGCAGAUACUGUAUAUAAUAACAAUAAUAAUAAUGAUGAUGAUAAUAAUAGUUCUAAAAAGAAGGGUUGGGGUGGGAUGGGAUGUGGGUAAGUUUUGCUUAUUUUUUUUGUUUUUGAUGCAGUAUAUAGCAAAGGGGCAAGAAGAAUAUUCUAAACAACAAAAAAUGAAUAAUUUAUUCACAGAAACUAUUAAAAUUGUAUUGUACAGCUCACAGCAAGCUCAGUGAGCAGCAGCUGCAACGUCUCACCAAGGAAAUUAUUUAAUGUGAGUGAGGUGUGCAUCAGAGAGAGUGUUGAAACUAUUUAUAAAACGUUGCUUACCUUCUUCCAGGCUCUCUCCCCUUGGUGAAGGGCACAGCGGCCAUAACCUGAUGGCUAGAGAUUUAUGUAACAUGUUUUACCAAGUGGAGGGACAGACUUGUAGGAUGCCCCUGGAAUUGGGAGUCUGAACCCUAUUUCCAGGCAAGAGAUGCUGUCUUCAGAUAUAGAGCUUCUGUCGACCCCAUAAGCUGUACAGCAUUUCCUAGUGUGUGUUCGACAGAACAAAGAUCCUAGGGAACAUCAAAAUCAGUGUGAUGCAAAAUAAGGAUUUUGUGGUCAAAUACUCUUGGGAAUACAAGUUAUGUCUGUUUCCUUUCUGUAGGACUUUUCAGAGCCUUGGAUGUGUGCUAUACAUAGUGAAUCCCCAAGAGCAUCACUGAGUCAGUAGCGUUUCCUGAACUUACAUGGCCAGGAUACUCUUAUUUUGCAGAUCAUCUCACAGAGCUAGUGUUCCUCAGAAUAUACUUUGCUUAGGUUGAUUUAGCACAUCUGAGGUGUUCACGGAUAAAAACUGCCCUUCCAAAAAAACAAAACAAAACAAAACAGCACCAGAGUCUCCAUCUGGUUAUAGCAACAGAGGUACUUUAUCAAAUGAAUUCUACUUUGACUUAAGUGCAAUGGUUCUAAUCCCGGAUACUGCCAUGGGCCACGAGUCCAUCCCUUUCAGAUGGAGUGGAUGAAAUUCUUGGGUGGUAUGGACAGAAGGAGGGAGGGGGAUGGGCAUAAGGCCACAGAGUGGCCCCCCCUACUCCUCAAGCCUUAAAGGAUGCUCACCAGAAACAGAGUGGUCUCAAUUCUUGACGAUCGUGUCUUCAUUUCCACUGUUUGAAAAUUGUUCACUGUGUGCUUUUUUUGGUUUUUCAGUGGACAUUCCUGUAGACUUCCUGAGUUUCGCAUUUCUGCAUGCAUCUUUGAUCAGUUGUACAAGCUUGCUCUCAGUGUAGUGUGCAAACCGCCUUCUUUCAUCUGUCUUCUCUCGCUAAGAAAGAUUGUCCUUCAAGGGAUGCUCCGUCAAUAUGUUUCUGAAAUGAGAGACUUUUUCUCCUAGGGUUUUGUUUUGUGUUCACAUUUUAUUUUCUA
This is a messenger RNA of Trichechus manatus latirostris (Florida manatee), 4892 nucleotides long. It is a transcript of the gene CHST11, whose product is annotated as carbohydrate sulfotransferase 11. NCBI's taxonomy places the organism in Eukaryota, Metazoa, Chordata, Mammalia, Sirenia, Trichechidae. Bases 894 to 1850 code for a protein of 318 amino acids. Gene Ontology annotation, biological process: proteoglycan biosynthetic process; carbohydrate biosynthetic process. The record is from RefSeq and is a predicted model, not a curated record. Gene Ontology annotation, cellular component: membrane. The transcript has 3 exons. Gene Ontology annotation, molecular function: sulfotransferase activity.